Molecule: messenger RNA, 2208 nt
Organism: Engraulis encrasicolus (European anchovy)
Lineage: Eukaryota; Metazoa; Chordata; Actinopteri; Clupeiformes; Engraulidae
Gene: rad52
Product: RAD52 homolog, DNA repair protein
Exons: 11
Coding region: 294-1733 (479 amino acids)
Biological process (GO): double-strand break repair via homologous recombination; DNA recombinase assembly; double-strand break repair via single-strand annealing
Cellular component (GO): nucleus
Source: RefSeq, a predicted model, not a curated record
AGUCAAACGUGGUAUCUAAAAACAAAGUAAAGACGCUUUUAUGUGUUGGCAAAAAUUAUAGACGUGGAGUUAAUGGGCGGCCUAUGUAAGUCUCACUAGGGUGCCCUACAUUGGCUCUGUCGACCGCAGUGCCUCAUGUCAAGUUAAAUGCCAAGAGGACAACCAGAAGCAGAGGAAACGACUAGGCUACCAUGUUUCACUCUUAACGUUUUAACUACAAUGUUUCCUUUGGUGAUAGUGGAACUGCAACUGUAACCAUACAUGUAUGUAAGUGUCACAACGGGAGAACGAAUAUGGACUUCAAAGAGAAGCGAGGUGAACCGAAGGUGCCAUGUAGCAGCCAAUGUUUUGGCCAGCAAGCUUACACGGCAGGGGAGUACCAGGCCAUACAGGCUGCUCUCAAACAGAAACUUGGUCCUGAAUACAUAAGCACUCGUGUGGCCGGUGGGGGCCAGAAGGUGUGCUAUGUCGAGGGCCACAAGGUCAUCAGUCUUGCCAAUGAGAUGUUUGGGUAUAAUGGCUGGUCACACUCCAUUACUCAGCAGACUGUGGACUUUGUGGACCUCAUCAAUGGGAAAUUCUAUGUUGGAGUCAGUGCAUUUGUGAAAGUACAACUGAAGGAUGGCUCAUUCCAUGAAGACGUUGGCUAUGGGGUCAGUGAGGGACUGCGCUCGAAAGCCUUGGCUCUGGAGAAAGCCCGAAAAGAAGCCGUUACUGAUGGACUUAAAAGAUCUCUCAAAUGCUUUGGAAAUGCCCUAGGCAACUGCAUCCUUAAUAAGGAGUACCUCAUUGCCAUCAAUAAGAUCCCUAAACAGCCCAAGUCUCCCUUAGACCCUGCUCGGACCAAGCGGAGUGACGACGAGCCGUCCGUGGAGCAGGCCAGGUAUGCCAGCCUGGUGCGCAGCGAAGUCCAGCAGCGCUCAGGGUCAGCAGCAGCAGCAGCAGCUGCAGCAGUGGAGAUGCCCAAUGAGGCUGUGGGCACCAAGCAGCAACCAGUGGCAAUGCAGCAGCAGCAGCAGCUGCCGGAGCUACCUCUGGAUGACAAGCGAGACGUCAGCAGAACAUCCCUUUCAGGAAACGCCGUUCCUCCUCCACUGCCUGCUCCACCAGACUCUGACAAGAGAGCCAACAGCACGUCCAACACACCUGUGGCUGGUGCGGGUGACACAUCUGUUGACGCCAAGCUGCAGAGGAAGCUGAGGCAGCAGCAGCUGCAGCAGAAGUUCCGUCUGGAAAUGGAGGCCAGGAAGGAACAGAUACAGCAACAGCACCAGCAACCUCCACAUCCACAUCCUCAUCCUCAUCCGGCUGGCCAGGGGCCCGCUCAGCCCUCCCAUGCGCAGUCAGGCAUCGUUCCUCAAGACACUGACGGUGGAGGAAGAAACAUUAACGCACUCCACGCAGUCAAGUGUCAGGACGAGUAUCUUGCUGAUGAUCCAGAGCUGUGGGACUUCACUCUUGAUGGUAUCGAGCUAUUGGACCAACCCCCUCACCACACCACCACCACCACUCCCGGUCCCACUACGCCCAGAGGGAACCACAAGAUGACGACACGUAGUAAGACUCCGACACAGAGAGCACCUUGCCUUCGGCCGCCAGUUCAACCCCAGGGCAAUGGAGGGCAUGCACACUACGCUGGACACCACUCCAAUCCAGGAUUCAAUCAAACAAGGGAUGGAGUGAGUCCACAAAGACAAGGUCAAUUUAUGAAGAAACGAAGGCUUGAUUCUUAAAGGACUGUUUUUACGUUGUUCUUAGUAUAAUUGGCAACACUUUAUUUUAACAGGGCUUUAAUUACCGUGUAAUCUCUCAAGUAUAAUGGAAUAACUGGUCUAAUAACAUGCAAGUACAACUGUAGCACAUGUUAUAACAUCGUUCUCACAAUGCAUAUUUUUGUGUAUCUAGGGUGCUUUGGGCCUCAGAUCAGCCUUUUGCCUCCCUGGAAGAAUUCAUCAUGUUGUCAAAGAAUUAUAAAACCACUUAAUGGUACAUUGUGGCCAUUACUGUCCUUAUGGUACGUAGAUACACAACAUAUGAUGUAAUAACGUACUACAGUUGUACAUGACACCAGUUUGUCCACUGCACCUAAAUGGUAAGUACACUGUAAUUAAAGACCCAUUAAAAAAAGUGUUACCGUAUAUUUUUUUGUAUUUUAAUGUUUCUGUUUGCAGUUUUAAAUUAUUAAAAAUUUACAUUUCUUUGAAAGUU